Molecule: messenger RNA, 663 nt
Organism: Acyrthosiphon pisum (pea aphid)
Lineage: Eukaryota; Metazoa; Arthropoda; Insecta; Hemiptera; Aphididae
Exons: 2
Coding region: 1-663 (220 amino acids)
Source: RefSeq, a predicted model, not a curated record
AUGUUUGUAGAAACGAAUAUUUGUGAUAAAUUACGUGCUUGGAACAUACAAUUUAAUGUUACUCAUAACUGUCUUAACGCUUUGCUAAAAAUUUUACAAACUGAAGGUUUAAAUGUUCCUAAAGAUGGACGAACUUUAAUGAAGACUCCUCCUAAACAUACAAUUAUACAAAUGAAUAAUGGUUCUUAUGUACAUUUUGGGAUCGAACAAAUGGUUUAUCCAAUUUUACGUAAACAUAAAAAUGAUUUAUUAAAUAUAAAUAAUUUAAAGUUUGGUAUAAACGUGGACGGGUUACCGCUAGCCUCAAGCUCAAAAAGCCAAUUUUGGCCUAUUUUGAUGUGUAUUGUAAAUGUAAAAGUUUUAUCUAAAUAUGUUAUACCGAUUGGUAUAUUUCAUGGGUUUGAAAAGCCAUUUUCAGUUGAUGAAUUUUUAAGUUUUUUUUUAAUAGAUGCUUUAAGUAUGCUUGAAAAUGGUAUAAAUGUUGAUAAUACUUUAUAUAAUAUGGAAAUAGCUCAUAUUGUAUGUGAUGCACCAGCUAAAGCAUUCUUAUUAAAGGUGAAAUCACAUAAUGCCUACCAUGGAUGCAAUACAUGCAUUGAUGAAGGUGUAUUUAAUAAGACAAUGACUUUUUUAACUACCAAUAUUGAUAACAGUUCUUACUAA